GAGGUCACACUCAUUCCCUCUUAACCACUUCUCAUUGUCAUUGCAUUCUCAUUCCUUCUUCCACCUCGGGCAUGCAAUCCAUUUUAUUUAUUUAUAGCAAUAAUAAAUAAAUGAAAAAAGUACCACCAUUCUUCCACAACAGUUGAAACCUGAAACCUAAAAAGCUGCUCAAUACAAAUACACCGUAUACUAUACCUAAGCCACCCUUAACACCCCAACCACACUUAAUAACAUGCUUCCCUUUCGGAGAUUCUACGGCUUCGAGAGCUGGCUAGACCACCACUCAUCAGCCUCCUUGAUCAAGAAAGCAGUCCAGCUGGAGAGUGACAGAUCAAAAUCAACGGAAGCCUGCAAGAGCCACAGGGAAGCCGAGAGGAGGCGCAGGCAGAGAAUCAACGCUCACCUCUCCACCCUACGCUCUCUCCUUCCCAACGCUGCCAAGUCUGAUAAGGCGUCGCUGCUCGGGGAAGUGGUGGAGCACGUCAAACGCCUCAGGAAGGAGGCCGAUGACGUGGCGCGCGGAGACGACCCGGCUUCGCCUCAGCCCUUUCCCGGGGAGAGCGACGAGGCCACCGUCAGUUGCUGCGACGGCGAGGGGCGCCUGAGGGCCACGCUCUGCUGCCAGGACCGCCCGGGGCUCCACCGCGACCUCUCGCAGGCGAUACGGGCGGUCAGGGCCAGGGCGGUUCGCGCCGAGAUGAUGACGGUGGGGGGACGGACCAAGAGCGUUGUGGUGAUGGAGUGGCCGGAGGGUGAAGGUGGUGGAGCCAAGGAGGAGGUGGGGGCGCUCGAACGGGCUUUGAAGGCGGUCAUGGAGAAUCGGGCUUUGGUGGGCUUUGGAAUGGGCCCCGUUGUUUUGGGCCAGAAGCGAGCUAGGGAUUCUUAUGGUUCGCCUUCUACUGAGGUUGACUCUGCCUCUGCUUUCUUCUUCAGGAAUGGUGGAGUAUGUUGACGAUUAGUUACUAUACUGUGUUAGCUAGCUGUGUUUGCUUGUCACUUUUCUUUCGUUAACUCAAUAUUUCUACCAAAUGAAUUGCCCAUGGUAUAUACACACCAUGCUCUAAUUAAUGCUGUAUUUUAGUAUUUUAGGAAA
Cajanus cajan (pigeon pea) is the source of this 1093-nucleotide messenger RNA. Its product is annotated as transcription factor bHLH30. Gene Ontology annotation, biological process: regulation of DNA-templated transcription. Gene Ontology annotation, molecular function: protein dimerization activity; DNA-binding transcription factor activity. NCBI's taxonomy places the organism in Eukaryota, Viridiplantae, Streptophyta, Magnoliopsida, Fabales, Fabaceae. The record is from RefSeq and is a predicted model, not a curated record.